UGAGUGGUUCCUCGGAUCCUUCCAGACACUUCAGAGAGUGUUGUUCGAGCACGGCGAGUAAUCCUCUUACAGCACAAAGGCAGAUAAGAGGUUUACGUCGGGGUUCCUCUCGGACCGAAUGGAGGCAUCGGGAGAGGUUUGUCUGGACGAGCCGCGGUUUUGAAACUUGUGACGGCCGCGGCAGCUGUCCCAGAACCAAAACACGGUGCUAAAAGGAUUGCCUGAGAGGACAUAGGUGACCGUGAUGAUGAAUGAGGCGCAGGUGAACGACCUCAUCCAGCGAUGGAGAGACACUCCCGAGGAUGAGCUGACACCAGAGGACCGGCAGCACUUCAGCGACUUGGGAUGUGCGUGCCUCACCCGGGGAGACGGCGAGCGCUUCCUGACCUUCCUUCAAGAUGACAAAAAUCAGAGGAUGGUGAAGUCCAUGGGCUGCGUCCUCUUGGCCCCUCUGGUGAAGGAAGCCUUGAAGAACCAGAAGACUUGCGACCACGUCCAGGCGGCCAUCGUGCACGUGACUACGACCUGCAGACCGGAUGAAGUCCUGCAGAACUUGCUGGACGUGAUGGAAGACGCCGAUGCGGAUGCUAUUUCCCAGACCCUCGUGGUAGUGGUCGGCCAUCUUCAGACAGGGCCGCUGAGGCUGGAGGAAGGUCGGGCGUCCUCGCUGGGCUCGGCGUUGAGGGUCCUGCACGAGCAGCUCGCUCGGCUGCCGGUGCCGUACAGCGAGCGGCUGGAGGAGGACGACCGGUUGGGCCUGGGCCGCUGCUGCGACGCCUUGAGCGCCUUCACCGAGACCUUCGCGGAGGAGGUGAGGAACGACGAAGCGGGGGAGCGCCGCCAGAUCAAGACGGAGCUGCUCAACUUCUGCAUGAGGAGCCUCAGAGAACCUUUGCUGGAGGCUCUACUGACUCCAGGGAGAAGAACGUCGCCCAUGUGGCGCUUUGCGUCACACAUCAUGGCAACUUUAGCUGCCAUCCGAGAGUCCGCGGCAGAGCUUCUGUUCUUCAGCACGGCGAAGAAGGACAUCCGGAUGGACAAAAGACAUCUUGCCGAGUCUAAAGGCUGCCUGGCGUAUCUCGUGAUUGUCAAGCUGCUGGAUGCGGAGCGCUUCCCCGUCGUGUUCAGCCCAGAAUUUGUCCUUCAGAGCAACGUGGAAUACGUCCAUCAGCUGCUCAGCAGCAAAAAGGAGUCACACGUACUCAAAGGACUGGCGCUGUUUGAAGCAAGCCUGGGGAGAGUGGCGGACAACAGGCUGCCAGCGACUCUGCUGGAGGUGAAGAGCUUCCACGACGUCAAGCAGAGUCUGCUGCAAGUUCUGACUGACUGUCCCAUGCAACAUCUGAGAGAAAGUGGACUGAAGAUCCUACAGCUCCUCAUCAACAAACUCGACGCUGAAGCAAAGCACAAGCUCUUCAGAUGCCUGCUAAAAACCAGCAAGCAUCCAGGAGUGGAAGGUUACAUUGUGAAGAACAUCAGAAAUCAAGUUGAAUUUUCCAUGAAGCCGGGCAACGCCACAAGGUGGUUCCUGGGGGCGGAGUUUGUGUCGCUGCUGGGCCUGGUGUUGAGUUUGCCUCAGGGUGCAGAGACAGACGUGCUUCACAACAUGGACAAGAUCAUGGAGAGCCUGAACCUCCUGCGCUACCUCCUCCUCCGAGACCAACCACUGAGGAACAACGCGGACGUGUGGGAAGGCGUGAGCGGGAUGAAGGACGAGUACACCGAAACGCUGCGCGUGUGCAUCCGCAUGUCGACAGCUUAUUACACGGCCGAGCUCAACCAGCUGAGAGACGAACGCAGACUCAAAGCCAGAGCGGCCAGAGCGUCUACCUGCUCCAGCACGUCCCACCCAAGUCGGACGGUCAAAGGUGAGAAGGUCUCAAAAAUGUCCCCAGAGGUGCAGCACCAGGUUCUGCAGAGCGCUCUAGUGACCUUCGACCUGAUGGAGAGCCUCAUUGUGCGCACGGAGGAGAUCGCGGAGGAAAAGAACACCGACCGGCUCAACGCUGACAAUUUAUGUGUGUGAACAAUAAAGUUUGAAAUGUUUGACACUCA
Phyllopteryx taeniolatus (common seadragon) is the source of this 2055-nucleotide messenger RNA. RefSeq names its product glomulin-like. NCBI's taxonomy places the organism in Eukaryota, Metazoa, Chordata, Actinopteri, Syngnathiformes, Syngnathidae. The coding region runs from base 245 to 2026 and encodes 593 amino acids. The record is from RefSeq and is a predicted model, not a curated record. Gene Ontology annotation, cellular component: cytoplasm. The transcript has 18 exons. Gene Ontology annotation, molecular function: ubiquitin-protein transferase inhibitor activity.